AUGCCUAAAGGUUUCCUACUGCAUCGGCCGUCAACUCUCACCAUGGGCGCUCCCAACCCCAAGAAGCGCCUCCUUCAUUGUGCGUUGAUAGAGUUUGCGGAAAUGGUUUCGCAUGAUAUGCGGUUUCCCCCUUCGCCGGUGUCGCCCGCUUCAACGGCCGACAGUCCCAUCAAUCUUACAACAAAUAUCCCACAAAGUCCGCCCGUACGGACGGUGCCUGAGACGCCUCUAACUCUUGAUUACUUGCACGAUAUGCCAGUUCUUCCAACAAAAUACACUACAACGUACGCGUCGCCCGCUACGAAGACGAAUUCUACCACAGCUACUGCCGACUAUGCUGCAGGAAGACAUCAUAGCCUGAGCGUGCAGUCGCAGGCGUCAAGUGCAACAGGAAAUACACAGCUCGCUGCGGUGGUUCCUGACCAUGAGAAGACAACCCCGUCAAUUUCACUACCUGUCAAUAAGCGAUUAUGCACGACGAAGUUCACUUGCAAGUUGUGCAGACUCAACUUCAGUGAUCCCCUGUCACUUGCGAGGCAUGUAUGUGCGGCUAUUCGGCCAGUCGAGUACAGGUGUCCCGAAUGUGACAAGGUAUUUAACAACCCUGCCAACUUAGCGUCGCAUAGACGAUGGCACAAGCCGUCGGCCUCACAGCAACUGGAAUGUCCACUCUGCGCUCAACUGUUCCGACGAAACUCGCUUCUGAAGAAGCACCUUGAGACAGAGCAUCCCACGCACCGCCAAGGACAACGACAGGAGCUUCAUCGACAGCAACAACAACAUCAAAACCACCCACAAAUAGUUUCUCAAAAGUAUUCGAAGGAAGUCCAGGAUGAAACGGCACAUCUUCAGUGCCAUUUACAAUCGACCCCACAGGGUUUUCUCCCUUCAAGCAAACAGUCGCAUAAUCAAACUGUUUUUCUUGUUGGGGACCAGAGUUCACCUUUGAGUCCUCUACGCUCCCAUGCCAACUUGGUAAUUCAUGGAUUGAUACACCAUCCGGAAUCGCCUUUUAUGCCGCCUUUACCUGGAAUAUACUGA
Messenger RNA from Varroa destructor (honeybee mite), 1041 nucleotides. RefSeq lists its product as uncharacterized. Gene Ontology annotation, cellular component: nucleus; transcription repressor complex. Lineage: Eukaryota; Metazoa; Arthropoda; Arachnida; Mesostigmata; Varroidae. Gene Ontology annotation, biological process: neuron differentiation; negative regulation of transcription by RNA polymerase II; regulation of cell cycle process. Gene Ontology annotation, molecular function: DNA-binding transcription repressor activity, RNA polymerase II-specific; RNA polymerase II cis-regulatory region sequence-specific DNA binding. The record is from RefSeq and is a predicted model, not a curated record.